GGAAGAAACCCCUUUUUCUUGGAGCCAGCAAUAAUUAUUACAAUUACUGAUGGGAGCAAGUUGACUACUACCAGUGGAGUCCAGGAUGAGCUAAAGGAGCAGCCCAGUGGUUUUCAAGAAGUGCCAAAGUGCACUGACUGUCUCAUGAUGACUGGUGCCUCAGGGAGGGUCAUGAUUCCUGGAUACAGGAUCGACCUGAUCCUGGAUGUCACUUCAAGCAGUCAGAUCGUGGGGAAAAGCCUUGUCUAAUGGCUAGCCUUCCUCAAAAGUCUGAUGCUAGUCAUCUCGGAAGGCCUCAGAAAAAGCCUUAAAGCUCCAUUUACCUCUUAAUUCUCCUUUGCCUGGAAGUGAAUUGACCAAGGAACCUUUUCGUUGGGAUCAGAGACUCUUUGCAUUAGUGUUGCGGUUGCCUGGCACCAUGUCAGUAGAAUCAGAACAGUUGACAGGUGUGCCUUUAGAUGACUCUGCAAUCACACCAAUGUGUGAAGUGACAGGCGGUCGCUCUUACUCUGUAUGUUCUCCAAGAAUGCUUAAUCAGUGUCUGGAGUCCUUGGUGCAGAAAGUGCAAAGUGGAGUGGUAAUAAACUUUGAAAAAGCAGGACCAGAUCCUUCCCCUGUAGAAGAUGGGCAGCCAGAUAUAUCAAGGCCUUUUGGAUCUCAGCCUUGGCAUAGCUGUCACAAACUCAUAUAUGUCAGGCCAAAUCCCAAAACUGGGGUUCCUAUAGGUCAUUGGCCUGUUCCAGAGUCUUUUUGGCCAGAUCAGAAUUCUCCAACACUACCACCUCGUACAUCUCAUCCUGUAGUGAAGUUUUCCUGUACAGACUGUGAACCAAUGGUUAUUGACAAAUUGCCUUUUGACAAAUACGAGUUGGAACCUUCACCACUGACUCAAUUUAUCCUGGAAAGAAAAUCUCCUCAAACAUGUUGGCAGGUAUAUGUGAGCAAUAGUGCAAAAUACAGUGAACUUGGUCAUCCCUUUGGUUACUUGAAAGCCAGUACAGCACUGAAUUGUGUCAACUUAUUUGUGAUGCCUUACAAUUACCCAGUCCUCCUUCCCCUUUUAGAUGACUUGUUUAAAGUACAUAAAGCAAAACCAACAUUGAAAUGGAGACAGUCAUUCGAAAGUUAUUUGAAGACAAUGCCUCCCUACUAUCUUGGGCCUCUGAGGAAAGCUGUUAGAAUGAUGGGAGCACCUAACCUCAUAGCAGACAGUAUGGAAUAUGGACUAAGUUACAGUGUCAUUUCAUACCUCAAAAAAUUGAGUCAACAGGCCAAAAUAGAAUCUGAUCGAGUCAUUGGAUCUGUAGGCAAAAAAGUAGUACAGGAAACUGGAAUUAAAGUCCGAAGCCGAUCACAUGGUUUAUCAAUGGCCUAUAGGAAAGAUUUUCAACAACUCCUCCAGGGAAUUUCAGAGGAUGUUCCUCAUAGACUGCUGGACCUGAACAUGAAAGAAUACACUGGGUUCCAAGUUGCUUUGCUCAAUAAGGAUUUAAAGCCACAGACAUUUAGAAAUGCAUAUGACAUACCUAGACGGAAUCUUUUGGAUCACUUAACAAGAAUGAGAUUUAAUCUUAUGAAGAGCACCCGAAGAUUUCUUAAAGGACAGGAUGAAGAUCAAGUACACAGUGUUCCUAUAGCACAAAUGGGGAAUUACCAGGAAUAUCUCAAGCAAGUACCUUCUCCACUAAGAGAACUUGAUCCUGAUCAGCCUCGAAGGUUACAUACAUUUGGCAACCCUUUUAAGUUGGAUAAAAAGGGUAUGAUGAUAGAUGAAGCAGAUGAAUUUGUGGCUGGACCUCAAAAUAAACAUAAACGACCUGGAGAACCAAAUAUGCAAGGGAUCCCUAAAAGACGUCGCUGUAUGUCUCCACUGCUGAGAGGCAGACAGCAGAAUCCAGUUGUGAACAAUCAUAUUGGAGGAAAAGGACCACCUAUACCUAUGACUCAAGCACAGCCAGAUCUUAUUAAACCCCUUCCUCUUCAUAAAAUUUCAGAAGCCAGUAAUGAUUCAACAAUAGAUGAUGUGGUUGAAAAUCAUGUUUCUGACCAACUUUCAUCAGAUAUUACACCAAAUGCUAUGGAUGCUGAAUUUUCAACAUCAUCUUCUCCAGCCAAUUUACUGGAACGACCAACCAAUCAUACAGAGACCCUUGGUCAUGAUCAUUUAGGAACUAAUGACCUCACUGUUGGUGGAUUUUUGGAAAAUCAUGAGGAGCCAAGAGAUAAAGUACAAUGUCCUGAAGAGAAUAUACCAGCAUCUUCACUCAACAAGGGGAAGAAAUUGAUGCAUUGCAGAAGCCACGAAAAAGUCAACACUGAACUAAAAGCACAAAUAAUGAAAGAGAUUAGAAAGCCAGGAAGAAAAUAUGAAAGAAUCUUCACUUUACUGAAGCAUGUACAAGGCAGUUUACAAACAAGACUAAUAUUUUUACAAAAUGUCAUUAAAGAAGCAUCAAGGUUUAAAAAACGAAUGCUAAUAGAACAACUGGAGAACUUCUUGGAUGAAAUUCAUCGAAGAGCCAAUCAGAUCAACCAUAUUAAUAGCAAUUAAAAGAAAACAGAAUGUGACCACUUAUUUCACUAUAUCUUCUCCAAAUACAAAGUAAAUACAAGACUGUUGUGAUUUUGCAUUCAUUUUUUGACAUGCAUUGUUGGCUAUUUGAAAUACUAAGAGCAAGUCUACAGAACCUUUCUCAUCAUUUUACAGUGACCUUUUCAUUUUGGUUUAUUUUUGUAAUGUGAAAAGUAUCACUCUAAAAAACAUUUUUAUUUAACAAACUAAAAAUAUUCCUUCAAAUCUCUUGCUUGUCAUUGACUCUUGCGUGUCAAUUUCCCUCAGGUUCUAUUUUCUUAAACCAACCUUUAAAAUUGUCACCUCUGUUAAGGUUGAACUUUGCCAAAAAAAUAAAAAAGAAGUUACUUUGUAAUUUUUGGGGAAAAAAGCACAUACAUUAAAACUAGGUAAUGUUUUGUAUAUACAGUUAUUUUGGAUAUAUUAUUGUAAGUUGUACAAAUGUAUUUUGAAGAAUAUUUAAGAAAAGCACUUUUGUUAUUCCAUCAAUAAAUGCUCUAUUUUA
Myotis davidii is the source of this 3077-nucleotide messenger RNA. RefSeq names its product integrator complex subunit 6 (gene INTS6). The record is from RefSeq and is a predicted model, not a curated record. Gene Ontology annotation, biological process: snRNA 3'-end processing. The coding region runs from base 419 to 2551 and encodes 710 amino acids. NCBI's taxonomy places the organism in Eukaryota, Metazoa, Chordata, Mammalia, Chiroptera, Vespertilionidae. The transcript is spliced from 16 exons. Gene Ontology annotation, cellular component: integrator complex.